This is a messenger RNA of Zophobas morio, 2289 nucleotides long. RefSeq lists its product as uncharacterized. Gene Ontology annotation, biological process: lipid metabolic process. Gene Ontology annotation, cellular component: membrane. The record is from RefSeq and is a predicted model, not a curated record. The transcript has 5 exons. The coding region runs from base 136 to 1092 and encodes 318 amino acids. NCBI's taxonomy places the organism in Eukaryota, Metazoa, Arthropoda, Insecta, Coleoptera, Tenebrionidae. Gene Ontology annotation, molecular function: oxidoreductase activity, acting on the CH-CH group of donors.
AGUUGAUGUUUGCGCAUUCCUCUCGUCAGAUCACCAGUGCAGUCGCCGUCACACCGAGGGAAAGAACGACGUCGACGUCGCGACGCCGCGUUCUGAGAAAAUGUUCUGACAAGGUCUAGUAAAAGACAAAUCACCAUGGCUGUAGACAUCCUCGAUGAGGAUCACUUCGCCAUCAGCGCCAUCGUGACCGUAUGCAUGCAAAUUAUCUUCUUCACCAUCGCUGCCACCUUCCAAAUGGACAAACUCACCGACUUCUGUGGAGGUAUCAACUUUAUAAUUUUGGCACUUCUGACUUUCUUCUGCGGCCAAGGAGGAAAUAAGAAAAGUUACGACAGCCGGCAACUCAUGGUCACCGUGUUUGUGUGUCUGUGGGGAUUACGUCUAUCAGGUUACCUUCUGUACAGAAUAAUCAAAAUCGGGCGAGACAAGCAAUUCGAAGACAAGAAAAGCAACACCAUUCGAUUCGCUAUUUUUUGGACUUUUCAGGCUGUUUGGGUCUACGUGGUGAGUUUACCAGUCAUCAUCAUUAAUUCGCCAAGACACGCGAUUCCUCCGGCUCCGAAGACUAUGACGCCGUUGGAUUCUACAGGAACUUGCUUCUUUGUGGUUGGAUUUUUGGCAGAGACUUAUGCUGACUUGCAGAAGUUUUCGUUUCGGCAAGAUCCGGAAAAUCAGGGGAAAUGGUGCAACGAUGGUUUGUGGAGGUUGUCAAGACAUCCGAAUUACUUUGGCGAAAUUGUUCUUUGGUGGGGGAUUUUUGUAAUCUCUUUGAACGUGUUAGAAGGAUUCGAAUGGAUCGCCAUCAUGUCGCCUCUUUUCACAACCCUCAUCAUACUGUUCUUAUCAGGGAUUCCAACACUGGAACGGUCUUCCGAUGACAAGUACAGGGAUAUUUCAGAGUAUCGUUACUACAAGUCUUCGACUAGCCCUCUGAUUCCCAUUCCUCCUGGUAUCUACGUCGAAGUUCCGUGGUUCCUCAAAUUUAUUCUCUGCUGCGAGUACCCGAUGUACGAUUGGUUGGAUGAAAAGUACAAGAGCAGCAGCAUUGUCAAAGAAUCCACCAGCGCUUCCUUGGCUCAGUCGCAGACAUAACUAUAGCUACACGCUGGUCAUAAUCAGAUCAGCACUAGUUCGAAUGACGGCAAAGUUCAGAUCACAGCCUUGUAAACAGUGGGGUUAUUUUUGUGGUAAUUGCUUGUUAUGAACCAAGUCAUAAGGGGUAAUUAUUAUUAAGAAGGAGGGUCGAAUGAAGAAGUGAUACCAUGUUGAUGCAACGUAUACUUUUCGGUCAAUGUUCUCUGUUCUUGUGGUGUUAAUGAAGAUGAGUGGCUGGAUUUUUGGGGGUGUUGUAGUCAAUAUAAUUACAUUUAAAUUGUUACAAAUUAGAGAUUAUGAGACUUUAAAAUGGCCUAAGAAAGUAUUAUUCAAAAACGGUAGGUAAUAAAAAUUAGUGUGUAGAAGUUCCAUUUGAACUAAUUCUUGGAGUAGAUCUUUCUAGCAUAUCAAAAUUAAAAUGUAGGUUGCUAGAAAAAAGAAGGUACAAAAUAAAAUGAGUGACGAGAUCAAAUAUACUUCGUCAAUAAAGAUUUCUUAUGAACGACUAACUUAUCAUUUUAGUUAAUUUACGAUUCUCGCAAAUUUCUGUGAUUAUAGCUAACAGUACUUGAAUAUUACGACUACUAUUAUACGAUAAGGUAAUAACAAAGUAGAGAAUUUUAAAGUCGAAUGUAAUCAAAGUAAUUCCUGGAUUUCCCGUCUUUUUUUCUACCAUUAAAAAUCUGGUCACUUAAAUUCACUUAGCAAUAGAUAUGUUGACAAUGUUUGGAUGCUAAAAGUACCUACCUAUUAAUGUCGUUAAGUAUUUUUAUUAGAAUACAUUUAAAAUUUAAGGUACUAACUGUACUGCCACAAAGUUGAAAGACGACACAAAAGCUUAUGACAAAAUUUCAACAGAAGGUUUCAUGAGAGUUUUAAAAUAGGAAUUGAAGUUCGAUUUUACCUAGAACUAGAAGUUGCACAGUUGGUGCAAAUAGAUUUUCGAGAAACAAAAUUGUUUCAUACGUUUCUGAAGAAGCUAAAAGUAGUUCCAACGGAAAAUAUGAUCAAAAGUUCAGUAUUUUAGGUAGAGCAAUACUAUACAUAUCUAAUGUUUGAAUUUAAAAACAAAAAGUAUUUUAAUAGCCUGUACAAAAUGUCUGAAACGAGUGCAGAAAAUGAGAAUAAUAAUACUGUUAUUUAUUAAAGUUUAUGCAUGUAUACAAGAGUCGAAAUAAAGUAUUUGCAAAGUAA